CAACUUGAACUAGCACUUGUUUGUUUCUCAUCUGCCCUUUCAUUUCUCCUUCUCUCUCUCAAUCAAUUCUUUUUAUCUUUUUCAGUUAAAAACUUUUGUACAGCUUUUAAUUUCUUGAUCUCUGUCCAAUCUUUGAGCUUUGCAAGUUUCAUGGAAGGUUCUUCACUGGACUCUAAAGAUUCUGACCUUAAAUCAGAAACUCAGCCUUCUAAAAGAAGGAAGGUUGCUGAGAAGAGUGUUGUGACUGUGAAGAUUGAAGAGAAUGGUGGUGGAAAGCUGAAGAAUGAUGGGCCACCUUCUGAUUUGUGGUCUUGGAGGAAAUAUGGACAGAAACCAAUUAAAGGGUCUCCUUAUCCAAGGGGAUAUUACAGGUGCAGCACAUCAAAAGGCUGUUCAGCCAAAAAACAAGUAGAGAGAUGCAGAACAGAUGCAUCCCUGCUAAUCAUCACUUACACUUGCAGCCAUAAUCACCCCGGCCCUGAUCUUGAUCUUCACAACCAAAACCCGAACCAACAACCCGAAAAAGAGUCCCAACCAAAACCAAGCUCUGACGAUCAAGAUCAAGAAGAUGACGAAAUUGAGAAUAAUCAAGAUCAACAACAACCCACUGAAGCAAUCUGUAAAGAUCAAGAUCAAGCUCACAAUUUUCACUACUUACCCCCAAUAAACUGUUCUGAUCAAGAUCACCACCAUUUUAUCAUAGAGAAUCCUUCUGAUCAGAAGAGUCAUAACACACUGAGUGUUGUCUUGGAUGAAGAAGAGCCCAUUUCUUGUCCUACAUUGAUGACAUUUGCAACGCCAAAAUCAGAAGAAAAUGAUUUCUUUGAUGAGCUUGAAGAACUGCCCACUUAUUCAUUUUUCACUAGCUUCAUGAGAAGUAAUUUUUUCGAUGAAAGGAUUCCUGUUGUCCCUUCUUGAUCUUAGUCUUCUUUUUGGAGGCUUGUAGCCUUGAAAUAUGUACUUAACAAUGUUGAUAUAUAAUAUAUGUAAAAAUUGCCACUAACAACAUACUUGCCAAGUUUUCAUUCU
Molecule: messenger RNA, 1029 nt
Organism: Mercurialis annua (annual mercury)
Lineage: Eukaryota; Viridiplantae; Streptophyta; Magnoliopsida; Malpighiales; Euphorbiaceae
Product: probable WRKY transcription factor 65
Exons: 3
Coding region: 151-918 (255 amino acids)
Biological process (GO): regulation of DNA-templated transcription
Cellular component (GO): nucleus
Molecular function (GO): DNA-binding transcription factor activity; transcription cis-regulatory region binding
Source: RefSeq, a predicted model, not a curated record